CAACAGUCUGGUUAACACGGACACUGGAUACAGUAACUCAAGGGAGUUUUUAACAAACCAUUUUAACAACAACAAUGGGUAUUCAUGAUGAAACAGAGAAACAUCUUAAUAAGAAUGCAAGUUGUCCUCUAUCAAAGAGAAGCCUCCUUAUGCAUGAAACGCAAAGUGAGAUGGUUCUUGCUGUUGGAGGAUGGAGCUCUGACAACAGUAACUACAAAAUGGAAUAUUAUGACCCCCAGUCUCAUGAGUGGCAAGUAUUGGAAUCCACAGUCAAGCAAAAACACAGUAUGGGAGUUGCUAUUCUUCAGGAGAUGCUAUAUGUGGUUGGUGGACAUGAUGGAACAUCUUGCAUUAAAAGUGUAGAAAGGUACAACCCUAAGACGAAUGAGUGGCAUUAUGACGGUGCUCCCCUGAAUGAAGGAAGAAGCAACAUGGCAGCAGCUGUUCUGGAUGGAUACCUGUAUUCAGUGGGGGGGCACAAUGGCAUAUCUACCCUCAGCACAGUAGAAAGGUAUGAUCCUAAGGAGAACAGAUGGUGUAAAGUUGCGUCUAUGCAUUGUCAACGCAUGGGGCAUGGUGUGGCAGUAUUGGAUGGCUAUAUCUAUGCUGUUGCAGGCUCAGAUGGCUCUUCUCCACUCAGCUCAGUGGAGAGGUAUAAUCCCUAUGAUGACUGCUGGACAUUUUGCCCUUCUUUGAGAAACUGCAGAGAGAACCUUGGAUGCACAGUGCUUCAGGGAAAGAUCUACGCAGUAGGGGGACAUGAUGAAACAAUGGAGCUCAGCAGUGCAGAACAAUAUGACCCACUCUCUUUUAAAUGGUCACAUGUAGCACCAAUGAAGAACAAGAGAAAUAAGGUGGGCUUAACAACUAUAAAUGGUUUUCUCUUAGCAGCAGGAGGUUUUGAUGGCACAACUUAUCUGAAUACAGUGGAAGCAUAUGACCCAAGCACAGACUCAUGGAGGCAUUUUGGAAGUAUGCACUAUAAACAUCCUGGUGGCAAAGUCUGCACUGUAAAGAUGGCAGAAUAAUUUGUUUUCCAUUAUGCAUUCACUGUACAGAUAAUCAUGUAUGGCUAUGUAGUUUUAUUUACACUACAAUGAUAAGUACAGGUAGGAAAAUGCGCUAAGAAAAUAUAACUAGUAUAUUGUUUUUCAAGACAAGGUGUAUUUUCUAAUUGCAGGGUAAAUCUAGCAAUAAAAAUCUACAGGAUGGAUCAGCAAAAUAGACCACUAACUACAAAUCUGGCAGACUGUACCUAUUGUACAAAAUUGUACUAUUCACAAAUGGCAGCAUCUCUGUCUCACAUGGUAACACACACACACACACACACACACACACAC
Protopterus annectens (West African lungfish) is the source of this 1340-nucleotide messenger RNA. Its product is annotated as kelch-like protein 20. Gene Ontology annotation, molecular function: protein binding. Bases 75 to 1028 code for a protein of 317 amino acids. The record is from RefSeq and is a predicted model, not a curated record. Lineage: Eukaryota; Metazoa; Chordata; Ceratodontiformes; Protopteridae. The transcript has 8 exons.